CUUGCCCCUUUGUCCUGUCUGAGAACUCUCUGCCUUAGUUUCCUCUGUGUGUCACCAACCAUGGGUCUCUGCGUGCUGUGGCUGUCCGCUGUCCUACUGGUAUUACCAGCCCUAAUAUCAGCAUAUCGUGUGACCGGGAUGGUGGGAGAAAGUUUGGUUUUGCCCUGCCCAUUCCCAGCCAGCAAAAACCCAACCAACUUAUGUUGGGGGCGCGGCAGCUGCUCAGCUCUGGGCUGUAACAGCCCCAUCACCAAAGUAGAGGCCAACCAAGUGACCUGGAGAAAAUCGGAAAGGUACCAGCUGAAAGGGAACCUGGGAGAUGGUGAUGCAUCAAUAGAGACCAACGAUGUCAGCCUGGAUGACAGUGGCACCUACUGUUGCCGAGUGAAGACCUCAGAGUAUGACCUGAAGAGGGAGAUAAGCGUGGAGAUACAACAUCCUUUAAAAGAUAAUCUUGUGCGGGGACCAGUGGAUAGUAUUUUGAGCUUGCCCUGCAAGUACUCCGCUAAGGAAGGCAAGAGUCCCAUGUGCUGGGGGCGAGGCAGCUGUGGGUUCACAGGUUGCCCCAAUAAGGUCCUCAGUACUGAUGGAGACAAAGUAACCUGGAGUGAAUCGGACAGAUAUGAGUUACGAGGAAAUCUAAUGGAGGGGGAUGUCUCGCUGACAUUAAAUGGCGUGUUCAAGGAAGAUGAAGGGACAUACUGCUGCAGGGUGGAGAUCCCAGGGCCGUUCAAUGACGUGAAGAAAGAUGUCCAGCUGAAAGUUGAAGAUGUGAAUCUGGUGAGGGGAUCUCUGGGUGAUAAACUGACGUUGCCCUGCUCUUACGCCACUGAUUCCGGACCACGCUCGAUGUGCUGGGGACGAGGACAUUGUGGAGUACUUAGCUGCCGCAAUGAUGUUCUUAAGACAGAUGGUGAUGCAGUAACCUGGAGAGAAGAUGAAAGAUUCCAGCUAAAAGAAAACAUAAAGAAGGGCAACGUAUCGCUGACUAUCAAUAAAGUCAAUGAGAAUGAUGGUGGAGUGUACUGCUGCAGAGUGAGAGUCCCAGGAGUAUUCAAUGACAUAAAGAAGGAAGUCCGCCUGGAGAUACACAACACGGAUCAUGUGAAGGUAUUAGCUGGUGACACAGUGAAGUUGCCCUGUUCAUACAAUGUCACUGAAGGUACCACCAAGAUGUGCUGGGGAAAAGGAAGCUGCCCCAGGUAUAAGUGUACAGAUACCCUUGUGUGGACUGACGGUGAAGAGGUAACCUGGACCGAGUCUGGCAGAUACCGCCUGAAGGGAAACCUGGAACAUGGAGACGUGUCACUUUCUAUCAUUGGUGUCUCUAAGGAAGAUGAAGGGACCUACUGUUGCCGAAUGAACAUCCCAGGUCUCUUCAAUGACAUCUUCAAGGAAAUCAGUUUGGAGGUGCAAGAUGAUGGGUUCAAUUCCGGUACUAAAGUGAAAGUUUAAGAAGUCUUGACGCUUUGAUGGCAAAUGACUCACUGAUGUAGGCAAUGAAGACACAAGUGGAAGAGGCAACAGAGAAAAACUUUAAUAUCUAGAUCAUAUUAUUCCGACAUACAGUUAUUUUUCCUAUCGCAUAAAACAAGAAAAAAAAAUUUCUCAAACUCAAUUAAGAAAAGUUUAAUUUUGUUUUCUUGCAAAAGCUGAAUCAAUGUUUCAAUCCUACUGUCCUGACCUAUACAAAAUAAAACAUUAGUAAUGCACCGUGACCUAUGUUGUCACAUAUAUAUU
Messenger RNA from Rana temporaria (common frog), 1740 nucleotides. RefSeq lists its product as uncharacterized. The transcript has 7 exons. The coding region runs from base 61 to 1455 and encodes 464 amino acids. The record is from RefSeq and is a predicted model, not a curated record. NCBI's taxonomy places the organism in Eukaryota, Metazoa, Chordata, Amphibia, Anura, Ranidae.